Molecule: messenger RNA, 9194 nt
Organism: Gymnodraco acuticeps
Lineage: Eukaryota; Metazoa; Chordata; Actinopteri; Perciformes; Bathydraconidae
Gene: hic1
Product: hypermethylated in cancer 1
Exons: 2
Coding region: 138-2414 (758 amino acids)
Biological process (GO): regulation of transcription by RNA polymerase II
Cellular component (GO): nucleus
Molecular function (GO): protein binding; DNA-binding transcription factor activity, RNA polymerase II-specific; RNA polymerase II cis-regulatory region sequence-specific DNA binding
Source: RefSeq, a predicted model, not a curated record
GUUGUUAACACGUGAGAUACUCAGUGAAGGGAAGAGUGUUAAAGAAGUGGAAAACCGGGAGACACAAGGCUCCAAAAUAACGCGGAAGAGAGUUUUUGAGAGAGAGCCGGAACUGAAGGAAAGCUUCGUUGGUCCUAAUGAGGGAAUGCCGAAAAGGAGAGCAGACACACGGCCAGAGCACCAGACAUGAGUCCGAGAUAUCUGUUGUUGCAGGUGGCGGACUGAAGACGAUGCUGGAUGCCAUGGAUGUUCCAAGUCAUGCUAGGGAUCUCCUCCUGCAGCUCAACAGCCAACGAACCAAAGGCUUCCUGUGCGAUGUUAUCAUUGUGGUGCAGAACGCCCUCUUCAGAGCUCACAAGAACAUUCUGGCUGCCAGCAGCCUCUACUUGAAAUCUUUGGUGGUCCAUGACAAUCUGAUCAACCUCGACCACGAGAUGGUGAGUCCAGGGGUCUUCAGGGUCAUUCUGGACUACAUCUACACAGGCCGCCUUAGUGAGGGAGAACCCACUUCUCCUACUGAACCCAAUCUAGGUGCUGUGUUGGCAGCAGCCAGCUACCUCCAGCUGCUUGACCUGGUGGCUUUGUGCAAAAAGAAGCUGAAAAGAAAUGGCAAGUACCCUCCCCGGCCUGGGCCUGCAUUUCUGCCUUACCCAAAGAUGGGCCCCAACAGUAUGGGUUUAGGGAGUGGUGGCAGGUAUAGGAUUUCCACUCCUGUCAUUCAGUCCUGCCCUCCAGGAGGAAUUUUGAAUAUCCAUGCAACGCGGGCAUCACCACCAGAAGAGCUAGUUCCCCAUCGGAUAGCCAUUCAUGCUGGGGAGCUGUAUGCUCCAACCUCCAUCCAAGGCUCUCAGGUGUUCCCGCCCCUGCAGUCAGCUCUGCCUGCCCAGCUGGGGCGCUCAGCCCACCCUGGAAGGAACUGCUCCCCAAACCAUGGCCUUGAUCUCUCCAAGAAGAGCCCCAACUCCCAGUCUCAGCACACACCCUCUCAAUCCCAUUUGGCAAAUUCUCACAAUGAUGAGGAGCGAGACGGGAUCCUGAGCGGUCGCACCAGUCCCAUGCAAGGGACAAACGGAAGGGCUUUCCCCUCAGAAAAAAUGGAUUCAACUGACCAGGCAAGCUCUCUUACUCCUCCACCAUUCCCCCAUAUCAACCAGGCUCUGGGCCCCCACCUCCCCCACCUGCAUCGCCACCAGGGCCGGGAUCGCUACCCAUGCCCCCCCAGCCCUGAUACCCCAACAGAAGGCGGAGAAGCAGGCAGAGAUAUGGGCAACAUCUACCGCUGGGUGAAACAUGAGCCACUUUCAUACACAGCAGAAGAUGAAGAUGAGGAUGAGGAUGAAGAGGAAGGGGGCGAAAAUGGAGACCGGCAUCAUAACCAUCACAAGGCCGGGGAGGAGAGUGAAGGAGUCGACGAUAAGAGCGGGUCAGGCACAGAGGAGACGGGCAGUAGUGAAGGCCGCCCCUCGCCUUCUGGACCAAUGGGGAGGUUCCAUAUGCCAUAUGAGCCAGAGAGCUUUGGGGACAAUCUGUACGUCUGCAUUCCCUGUGACAAAGGCUUCCCGAGCUCAGAGCAGCUCAAUGCACACGUGGAGACACACACGGAAGAAGAGCAGUACUGCAACUCAGGUGGGGAGAUGGGAAACGGCAAUAACGGCCCCAAAAACAUGAGCAGUAAUACAAACGGUUAUGGGGGCCUGAACAGCAGCAACAGUCUCUCCCACCUGGAGUCCAAAUCCAGCCAAGCGCUGAAUUCAGGGGGGAUCGGGGAAAUGAUGCGACCCUACCGCUGUUCCUCCUGUGAGAAGUCCUACAAAGAUCCUGCCACUUUGCGGCAGCACGAAAAGACCCACUGGCUGACCCGGCCUUACCCUUGCAGCAUCUGCGGGAAGAAGUUUACGCAGCGCGGCACCAUGACGCGCCACAUGCGUAGCCACCUGGGCCUUAAACCUUUUGCCUGUGACUCCUGUGGCAUGCGCUUCACCCGCCAGUACCGCCUCACCGAGCACAUGCGCAUCCACUCAGGGGAAAAGCCCUACGCAUGUCAGGUGUGCGGAGGAAAGUUUGCUCAGCAGCGCAACCUCAUCAGCCACAGCAAGAUGCACAGUAGCGGGGGGAGUGCAGGGGGCCUGACCACAGAUGGGAAACUGAAGCUGGACUUUGCUGAGGGCAUCUACCCACUGAGUAAAUAUGCAGCAGAGCAUUUGGGCCUGAAGCAGGAGAAGGCCAAUGAGCUCCUAAUCCAAGCCCAGCAGCAACUGGUAGCUGAUGCAAAGGUCAUGGAGAGCCUCUACCCGCUGUCCAAACUGGCCGCAGAGCACCUCGGUAUCCCCCUCGACAAGAUGGAUGUCAUGGGCCAACCCCUCCUCCCUUCCCUCUCUGAUGGCCGCAUCAUUGACCGUUACUCACCCAGCUAAAAGCACAUGACCUGUAUAAACAGCAGUCACCAAUAGGUCUGUGUGCACACACAAUUGCAGUAUUCUAAAGCCUUUCACCUCAACUCCAUAUCUCCUCUGCACCUCAGACUCAGGCCGAGAGGAAUUGGUCUGCUCAUGCACACCAAAAAGUGUAGACUGUAAGUGCCUUUCUAUGCAUCUAAUGUAUCUUAAAAUCCUCCUUCAUAAGGGAGCUCUGUGCUAUUCCGUGACCAAGAGACACUUAUUCAAAGAAGUACAGUAUUUAUGUACAGUGUAUGCAAACAAACAUUUCAGUCAUUGAGCCAAAGUGACAAUUUGAAAACCAAAAUGAAAUUGUUAUAUUUAUUUUUGUAUCAUGAUGAAAUCCAAAGAGAAACUUUUGCAAGGAAGUGUUGCAAUAUGACCCUAAACCUGUGUAAUAUUUAGUAUCACCUGUGUACAAAAAAAAGUAAAAAGCACAUAAGGACAAGAUUCAGUGUUUUGGUCCAGACCUGAGCAGAACCAAAUGAAUAAGCCAACUCAUGUGGACUUUAAAGUAAUGGGAGCAUAUAUGUUUUUUUUUUCUUCUUCUGUUUUUGGGGCGACUGGACAAUUUAUGUAUUUCACUCUCCAGCUUAUCCAAAUCAUGUUCCUGCCCCUAAAGUCACGAGGAAAUGACUGAACGAUAAGAGCAGUUGCCUCAGCAUUUUAGUAAAGUCUCAUCAGUUUUAUUUUCUCCACUUUUUUAUAAAGUAACCCGCUCUCCCACAUAUCUUUGUGGAUUAGGACUCAUACUAUGUGACAGUAAUGGUAGCUUAAUCAGCCUUACACUCAGCGGCCUACAGCUAAAACUUCCUUUGUAUUUUGCCUCACAUCCCUUAGCUUUCAGUUGUUGUUGAGAUGCAGUAAGCUCAGCCCUGUGAUCUCAUAACUCGGACAUGAUUGCACAUACCCAACUGCUGACACAUAAAUGCCUGAGAAGAGUGUAGCUGCAUCUCAUGGUGUAGACUAAGCAUGGGUGUUGCCUCUGACAUUUACAAUUAUGGAUGCAGCAAAGCAGAGAAGUAGUGACCAGGUCAAAAUUAACGGCACUGAAAUCUGUCAUUAACUGCCAAAAGCAAUUAUUCCAUUCACAGCAGCCUGAUGACAAACUGCGUAGCGACACAAGUCACAUGUCGCAUUGCUGCUCCACUCUCUGUAGUCUGAGGCCGGGAGCCCAGCUACUGUUGACAGGCCAAAGUGAGUGCUGCACUCAGCCCUGUGCCUUCAAAGUGUUCUGAUCCGCUCACCACACGCCUCUUCCACACUCACACAGCGAGCUGCUAAUCUGUCUGUGAUACGAACAUAAGAAUGGGUUUGUGGGUCUUCCCUGGAAGCCAGCGGGUGAACAGUACAGCCCAGCUGCUGUGCCUCAGUAAUCCCCUUGAAAUCUCACUUUCUCCUGGACAAUUCCCACUGCUUGCCAGCAUGAUGUCCCAUUUCAUGCCUGCCAUGUUGCCCCUCUGAUCCACUCAUCAACAUCAUAUUUAAGCCCAGCUAAUGUCUAAAGGCCUCGCCUCCUCCACGCUGGUCUUUUUUUAAUACAUAUUUCAGUAUUGGCUGACCAGCGAUAACUCCAUCUUGAAAACAAAAAGCACUUAAAGGUUGUGGGUUGCCGGCACAUUUAUAAAAAAACAUGUUUAUUCCAAAGAACAUUCUGGCAUUUUCUUUUUCCAUUUGUACUACUCCUUGAUUUAGAUUAGACAUGUCUGACCACUAUAGUGCCAAUGCCAACCUCAGUGGGUGAAUGUGAAGACUAAAGCCAUAAAUACACUGUGAUUGACGUGGUGAAUUUUAAAGGCCAAAAGAAAACAGAGACAAUUUGCCUGACCUUUGGAUUUUUUUUUUUUUUUUUUAAAUGUAAUUAUAAUUUAAGGGCUUCUUCUCUGUAGCAUAUCAAUAUGUGGUUUUCUGUCACUUACUUUUCUUUAUUUGAUUUGAGCUGAAAGCAGCGCACGUGAAACUGGUGCUUACCUCAGGACUGAACCCAGCAUGGGGACGCAAAGCUUUUCUAAACUUUCAAAUUACAAUGUUAACACACACACACGCACACGUGCACACACCCUUUUUUUCCUUAUUAACAGGGCAGUUGUCCUGUGUUAAACCUGUGGUUAUUUCUGUGUUUAUACAUUUCUCGUUACAGUUUUAUGAUGGGGAGAUAACAUGUGAUAUUAACCAUUUUUUGUUUUUAUUUUUACUAUGCGGUAUACAUUUUCUAUUGUGUUUCCUCAAAGAGGCUUGUGUCGAUCUGACCAAUUCCAUUGUAAUAACAUAAGGCAAAGUCAGUUUGGCAGUUUGUUUAACUUUGUGAUUUUCUGAACCACACUUAAGAGAGCAAGGUGGUAUUUGUCUUUGUUUUUAACCACACACACAAGUAUAUGUGAUAAGUGUUUUGAAAAGUAUCAAAUAGAGAUGUAUUCUCAGUAAUUCCUCCGAGCAGUUAUUUUACAGGGCGGGUAUGAACACUCGCCACAUUAUGUGACCCCUUUCCUCCAGAGGUUAGUGAACAGUCAAUGAUGAGUGAGACUGAGGUUAUACAUGUACAAAAACAAACAGGAAGCCAGCUUGUUUUCUAUGAUCCUUCAAGUUUUGGGACUCUUUUGUUUGGCUCUGUACCUAAAACCAGAAUGUAGAGCUUUAAUGAAACAUUAUUAAAAAUGAGAACUUGCUUCACAAGCAUGUGCAAACGUGUGAAACAUUUAGAAAGAGGCGGAUGUCUGUCGUGGGAAUUUCAGUCCCUUCAGUCUUUCUCAUUCACUAGCUUAAAUGGAAAUCUGUCUCCUCCUUCUCCCUGCCUUACACCAUUAAAAUAACACAAUGUGUUUCCACUGUCACUCCAAAUCUGUGCAGGAGGGAAGAGCGAGAUAAUGGCUGAACAUUUCUUGUAGGACGGGCAAGGUUUGAAAUUUGCUUAAUUGCAUUUACGUGUACGACAGACAGAGGUGUAGGCUAUGUUUCUAUGGAAAGGGGAAGCGUUUGCUUGUCUGUUUGUAUGUCCCUAUGCCAUCGGUGCGUAUGAAGGUCUGUUAAUGCAUGUCCUGGGAAUAGGGUUGGUGUAAAGGAGAAAAGCUGAGGAGCAGGAAGUGAACUUUUGGCUGGCGUGUUGUGCUGAGGAGGAUGUGCCGUGUGUUUCUGCUCAGAGGCAGAUAGAGAGACGGAGAAUGGGGCGGGAGAGGAGCAGGGAGAGCGCAGCAGGGUGGACGCGAGCCAUUGUCUCAGUAUGAAAGCCUGUUCGUACUUCUAAAACUCUCCAUUCAGAAAACAAGAAGACUGUAUCUUCUCUUUUCCUUCCCUUUCUGCUCUUUGGGAAUAGACCUCUGCUCAGUAUCACGGUGAUACAACAUUGUGUUCUUUUAAGGGCUGCGCAGCGAGGAAGCCAUUCAGACAUUUUGUUACACUUUGAGGAUGUCGUGGAUAAAAUAGUUUGGCAUAAUUCUGUGCACAUAAAUUCCUUACAAUAUAUUUUCCAUUAUAUGUCGAUAACAUUUUUUAUUGGGGCUGGAAUAUUCAAGGGAAAAUGUAAGGCAAAACAACUGGGUUGUAAAUCAGAUUAAAAAAAAACUAGAAGUAAUUGUAUUGCUCUGUGGUUGAUUCAAUUAGUAAUUACAGCAAUUACAAAAGUCUUGUUUCAAUUUACUCAUGUAGCCACUCACCCCUUGGGUUUUAAUGCCAUAAGCCUUUGUUAAUGUUAUUUAGAUGACACAUCAAAACUGCUCUUUGCCACUAAAAUGAGAUGAAGAUGUUUUGAAAGUAAUAUAAUUAUGCAUUUAAAACAAUUGAUUUGUUAUGUCAAUUGAUAUAAUAAAAAUAAAUGAAUGCAAAUACAAAUGCGUGUAAAAGACAAACCACCAACUAUGACAUGUGGGUUGAUAAUUUUAUUGUAAUAUUAAGGCAACCAUCCCAGCCCCUUAAAUGUUAUGAUACUAACAAUACAACAGUAAACAAAUGUCUGCAUGAUUUCUAGUGGCCCUGUAAAGACCAAAAACGGUUUAAGGUUUAAUGCUAAAUGCAAAGUGUGCCUUUAAGCUUUCUAGCAGCAAGCGGGCCGAGGUCACCUAUGUGAGUCAGACAGGAUGAAAAGUCCUGAUCUGCAAUCAUACCGCCAUUUGACAUUUACUGUAUUUUAUAAUAUCUGCCAAAAGGGCUGAGGCACAUAGCAGACAUCGCAGAUGCUCAAAUCAAAACUCAGCAUCAAUCUUUGUAGUUUCCACGGGUUGCACUGUAGAGCUAAGCUUCUGACCACUUUUGCCUUUUAUUGAAAGCCAUUAUAUAUAUGGCUAAUCUUCAGAGCACAGUUCACACAUGCCACUAUUGUCCAGUGUACAUAUUUCUUUUUAUGAGGACUCAUGUAUAAAUGUAAGCUAGAGCCAAAUAAUAUCAAUAAUCAAGCUGUAUAUUGAUGUUGAAACCAAAAACAUGUGCCUUCAGGAUAACAAGCAUUGAUUAUUCCGCAAUAACUUGCUAUGUGUAUAACUUACGCAUGUGUGUGUAAGUGCGUAGCUGCGUGUGUCCACGUAGUGCACCUGUCCAUCUACAUGUCUGAACGCCUUUCCCACAGUAGAGCAGGGUGUAGCGCAAGAGAGAGCUUUGACACUUUCAAGAGUCUUUGUUACAAGCAGCUGCUUUAGAUUUAUUUCCCCAAACUGCACUUUUCUGGAAAAAUCAUUGUAUUGUGAUUUUUUAUUACUCUUGUGAUCCCCUAGAAGUCCCACAAUUGCCUUUCUUCUGGCACUUUGCUUUCCUCCUCUUCCUCCCUCCAGUGCAGAGCUUGGCCACACUUGUUCACCGCCCUUGUUACCUCGAGGCACCGCUCUCCUCCUCACCUCUCCCUGUCCCUUCUCUCUUCUUACACUCAACACAAACCGCUGACCCCUUCCUCCUCCAUGAUCCACUUUCUUCCAGCUGUUUUUCAUGCUGAAGAAGACAGUUGUCUAAAUGUUUACAUGAAGAGCUACUCUCUUUUUCUUUAGGCCCUGAUCAAUUUCCAAAAUGAACUUUGUGGCAUGUGUUAAAAUACAGCAGAUGAUGGGCCAAAUAAAAAGAGCCUGAAAUCGUUGUUGUAUUCUGAACCUCUAGCCAAGAAACGGCUUACAAAAGGGAGAUUAAAGACAGCAUAUCAUCAUAGAGGAAAUGCAGAAUAAUGUGAGGGGAAAUGUUCAGGGAAAAUAUGCUCAGAAAGAUGCCAGUAAAGUAAACAUGUAUGAAAUUGCACAAUUGAGCCGGGCUUCGGCUGCACCAGCCAAGUCAUGCACUGAGAUGGAGAGAACAAGUAAGGGAGAGAGGUUGAGAAGAAAAGAAGCAGAAACAGAGAGAAAAUAGCUUGUGCUUGAUAGUCAUAAUAACGUUGAGUUAAUAACAAAGAAAAGUUGGUUGCUCUUCUAACGUUUUUCCCCCUCAUUUUGUUCUGUUUUUACUCUAUUUCAUUUCCCUCUUUAAGGAAAUUGUCUUGUGAGGAAAUUAAGUUUUCUUUUCCUUUUCGUUAUUGACUGCUUCGGGCCAUUGUCAAGGGUUUUAAAUGUUAAUGUGCAUGUCAUGUCAUCCUUUUUCCAGACCUAACAAUUAUCACCCAAUCAGCACACGACCCACAGAAGGCUCUUUGUAGACGAAUAGGGAAGGGGCUUCUGGCUGCCUAUGUCCUCUUCCAUCUGUUAGACUUGGACCUCCAUGUCUGUGUCUAUCUUGAACACAUGCAAAGACAGACUCAGUGGACUUUGGCUCAAAUAUUUUCUUUUACAACUUCUGCUCCAGAAGUUUAAAUGUAAAGACAAACAAGGGACAAAACAAACAGGAAUUUAGAAGCUGGUCAAGGGGAAGAUUUGAUUGUAUAUCUAGCAUGCACACACACAUACACACAGCUGCAUGGCAGGCUGCUGGUCUACAUUAGGUCAGAUUUAAUUUGGUUUCCCUGCUCCUUUUAGAGUGUCGCUUCUAGUAUAAAAAGUCAUUAUUAAAGAAACGGUGAUUCCCCUGACGGCUUCAACCCAACACAUACUAUAGUCUGUGCCAAAAUGUUACAGAGCCUCAGGGUCCACACACACAAACACACACACACACACACACACACACACACACACACACACACACACACACACACACACACACACACACACACACACACACACACACACACACACACACACACACACACUUUUAUUUUGGUUUUGGAAAAAGGUUACGUGUUGAAAUGAUGGAUUAUGAUCUAAUGAAGAUCACUGUUAUGUUUCGGGGGUUGUUGUACUCGACUGGUUGUGGUUCAGGGAUUAGGAAGUUCAGCAGUAACAGACUGCCACGCAGACAGUGGUAUCUGCGGAUAGAAAAUACAUCACAAAUGUACAAUGGAAAUGAGAUUUUUCAGUGGAACACAGAAUCUUAUUUCAGCAGGCAUAAAGCACACGUCCAAAAAGCAUCAAUAAUGUUCAGUGGUUCAUUUUGUGUGAUUAAAUACACCAUACAAACUAUUUAAAGCAAUACAUAAAACCAAACAGUAUUUCUGCAUUUUCUACAUUUCAUUGUCAAUAUUGAUCUUACUUUGCUUUAGUGAAAUGAAUGUAUUUAUUGCAUGUCAAAAUGUUUUAUAGUUAAUUUUUGUGUAAAUGUCAAUUGUGGGUUUUUAUAAUAAUUUCAUUUAAUUAUGGUGUCUUGAUAAAAUCAUGUCGAUAAGGCUUUUAUUUUUUUAAAAGCCAAUGUGAAAAAUGUCAUGUUUGUUUUGUUUGUUACUAUACUCAAAAUCAACUUGGCAAUAAAGUAAAUUGCAUAACGGAU